AUGGCGGAAACUGAGGCAGAGAAGAAGGGCGAUGCUCCUAACUCUGGUCUCAACAUAUCGCCAACUAUAGAUAUUAAACAGAAAAUCAUCGAUGGAAGUGAGAAAAUAGAAUUUAGCUCAAGAGAAGACGAAACUCCAGCUUCAGAUCAAAUAAAAAUCGAAGAAGUCGUCAAACCCGAUCAACAAGAUGAAUUAGAAAAGCCUGAAGAUGAACCGACUGAAGAACAAGUUAAAGGGCUCCUUGAUCCAAUAAAAAACGAGAUAAUAGAACAAGCUGCUAUUGCUUUAACUCCUAAUAAUGAGGAAGAAAAGCCUAAAGAAGAAGAACAGAAAAGUCCUACAGCUCUCUCUGGAAUUUUGCAAAAACCCGCUCAACAAAUUGUCGAAAAACAAGAAAAUCAUACGGAAGAAAAACAACCAGAAGAAGAACCUAAACCUGAAAAUGAAGAUCAAUCUGAUAACGAAAUGUUACAAAUUAAUAUUGAUGAUAAAAUCAAAGAAAUUCCAAAACAAAUCAAUGAAGAAAUGGCUGCCGAAAAAUCAAAAGACGAAACUGAUGAGAAAAAAGACGAUCUAUCCUUCUUCAACGAUACUUUUCAAACAGAAACGAAAAAAGUUACUGAAGCAAGCAAUCAAUCUGAAUCAGAAGCCUCAGAACCUGUUGAAAGUGAACAGCCUCCUCCUCGUGAGGAACAAAAAACUCAAAAGACUGCAAAAAGAGAAGAAAUUCAUUUCGAUUCUAAACCAAAAAGAAAACGUGCUAAGAGCGUUUUCGGUGAUGAACCAAUGCCUUAUACAGAAAACGACUUAGAAAUGGCUUACAAUGCUUUUGUAAAAAAGAACGAACUACCACCUUUCUUAAUGAGAGAUUAUGUGAUCGAUUAUGCUCGUGUUCAUGCUCUUAAAGCAGCAAUUGCUGAAAAUUACGAUGAAGCAGCGAGAAGAGAGAAAAUUGUUGAUAAUAUUGUUGCUGCCUUUAACAAUGACCAAGGACAGUUCGAUACUGAUACGAAACUGGGCAGUCUUGAGCAUAGAUUGCAGUUCGCUCGCGAUCAGAAACAGAAAAUUCAUUCAAAAUAUUUACAGCAAAUAGAAGACCUCAAAACCAAUGAAAAGAAGAGAAUGGAACAGCUUGUUGCAUAUCAUAACCAAGAAAUUGAAGAUUUCCAAGCAGAUUGUCAGACUCCUGAUUUUCUUCUCAAAUUUUCAAAGCCUUCUCUCAAAUUAUUACAGUUACGGAAACAACAGAAAAACUUAGCCCUUGCACAUGACUUCGACGGUGCCAAAUCUAUCAAAUCUACCGCUGAUCGCUUGCAGGCUGCUGAAACAGCCGCAGCAAGAGACAGAGCGGCAGAUUCAGUGAAAUUAAAGUAUAAAGACAUUGUAGAGAGGCAUGAAAGGGCAAUUAAGUGUCAGAGACUCAACUCUCAGAGAAAGAUAACAGAGAAAGAAACACAAAUGAAGUGUGAAUUAGAUUCAUAUGACAAAUUAAUAAAACAGCUAUUGGAUAAGAUCAGAGAAGCUAAGAAUGGCAAAGUAACGACUCUUCCUUCUCUAUCUACUGGUCGUCCAAUACCUCUUAGCGCUAAUAAAAAGAUUUCUCAGUUCAGGAGGUCUUCUGCCAAAGCAAAGCUUGACGUGAAGCUUGGUAAUAUUAAUAAGAUAUUGGGUUUGUAUGUGAAAUGA
This is a messenger RNA of Trichomonas vaginalis G3, 1686 nucleotides long. RefSeq lists its product as uncharacterized. The coding region runs from base 1 to 1686 and encodes 561 amino acids. The record is from RefSeq and is a predicted model, not a curated record. The transcript has a single exon. NCBI's taxonomy places the organism in Eukaryota, Parabasalia, Trichomonadida, Trichomonadidae.